AUGUUGUACCUGACGACGGUGAUCAGCAACGCCUGUCUGGCGAUCCUGAACUGCGGGCUGUGCCUGUCGGCGACGAACUUAGCGAGAAUGAUGAUACUGAAGGAUUUUAAGAUAUGCCCAGAGGGGCACAUGAAGUGCGACAAGGAGAGGUGGUACUUUGUAACCUUCUACUUCACGCUCUACAUGAGUGCCUUCUUCGGAUGUCUCAUUUCUUUAUUUUUUAGAAGUGCCAACAGAAGAAAGGGCUUGAUGGGUGUGCACUGUCUGUACAUUAUUGGAAGUUUAUUAACAAUAUAUAGUUCCCCUCACAUAAUUUUAUUUUUAUUUUCUCAAGCGUUUUUUGGACUAGCCAUUGGAGGAUCUGUGGUGACUGCAUCUUGUUACAUUUUAGAGUACACGCCAAAAGAACACCAGAAAUUCUAUGGGUUCUAUAUUCAGAUUUUUUUCGCACUAGGGUUAUUGAUUAGUUAUAUUUUUGGAGCCAUGUAUGCAAAUAUACGUUUUUCCAACCCGAAGACUACAUACUGGGUAUUCACUGUGUUGUAUAAACUCCACUUAGCAAUGCCUUUAAUCUUCAGUGUGGUGUCGUUGCUGUUAUUUUCAUUUACCUUUACCCUGGACACACCUCUACAUUUGUACGAAUCGAAGAAAUUUAAAAAAUUCGACAAACUAAAGACAAAAAUAAAUGUACAAGAAUUUAAUGAAAAGGAAGAAUACCACAAAAAUGAAAAAACAAAAGAAGUCAGUUUGCUAGGAAAAGAUUUAACCAUAGUGAAUUUUUUUAAAAAUGAAUUAUUAAGGAAGACUUCCUUUGUAGGGAUGCUACUCUGUUUUUUAUAUUCGCUUAAUGGAUCCUUUUUAUUCUUCAAUUCCAUAUUUUCAUUUUUCAAGGCCUUCCCUAGUACCAUGGCUAAUACAUUUAUUUCAGUGGGUUUCGUUUUGCUUUAUUUUAUUAGCUCCAUCGUUUGUACAAAAUUGAUUCAGACAUAUGAAAAGAAAGAUUUAUUAAUUACUGGGUUGGUUGUGCAAGCCAUAUCAGCAGCAUGUUUAGUUGGCUCCUACUUCCUCGAUUUUACAAGCCUUAUACACAAAAUUAUGUUAAUCGUUUCAAUCUCUUCUUAUUUUGUGGGCUUGUCCUUAGGGUUCGGACAUAUGAUUUGGACCCAUGUAUUUGAUUUAUUUCCCAAGGAGUGUAAAGUUGUGGGCGCUUUUUUUUCCUACUACUCACUCUUCCUUGGAGCCUUUUUCAUUUCUGUAUUGCUCGAGUUUAUAAGUAUUAGGUACUACUCCUACCUCUUCAUCCUGUGCCUGAUUUCCCUCUUUGUGUCCAUCGUCUCCUUCAGCAAGUGCUACAAGGACGAAAGGGUCGCCAUUGCUAGGCAUCCCUCCAUGGAGGACUAG
Molecule: messenger RNA, 1401 nt
Organism: Plasmodium fragile
Lineage: Eukaryota; Apicomplexa; Aconoidasida; Haemosporida; Plasmodiidae
Exons: 1
Coding region: 1-1401 (466 amino acids)
Biological process (GO): monosaccharide transmembrane transport
Cellular component (GO): membrane
Molecular function (GO): hexose transmembrane transporter activity
Source: RefSeq, a predicted model, not a curated record